Rhodotorula graminis WP1 is the source of this 1641-nucleotide messenger RNA. RefSeq lists its product as uncharacterized. Gene Ontology annotation, biological process: transmembrane transport. The transcript has 8 exons. The coding region runs from base 1 to 1539 and encodes 512 amino acids. NCBI's taxonomy places the organism in Eukaryota, Fungi, Basidiomycota, Microbotryomycetes, Sporidiobolales, Sporidiobolaceae. Gene Ontology annotation, cellular component: fungal-type vacuole membrane. The record is from RefSeq and is a predicted model, not a curated record. Gene Ontology annotation, molecular function: transmembrane transporter activity.
AUGAGCUCCUCGACGACGGUCGUCGGCGCUGCAGCUCCGUCGUCGACAGGCUACCAGGGCGGCGGCCUCGCGCGCCACAUCACCUCGAACGACCUCGCCCCGACAGAAUCGCUCAUCGCCCGCCGACGAGGAGAGGCCGACCUCCGCGAGCGGGACGGCCACGAGGGAUGGGCGCAGACGGGCGGUCUCGAAGCAGGGCUCACGGCGCAGACGGUCGACGUGGCGGGCGAGAAGCUGCCGCCGGGAGCUGCGGGCGGCCGCAAGGCGGACGUCGCGUUUGGCGAGGAGGGCGAGGUCGCCGCCGAGGAGUGGACCUUUCCUGACGGCGGGUGGAAGGCGUGGAGCGUCAUCUUUGGUUGCUUCCUCCACUCGUGCAACAUCCAAGGGUACGGCAUGGCGUGGGGCGCCCUCGUCCAGGAGCUGCAGCGGCAUCAUCCCGACGCCGACCUCUCGGUCCUUCAAUUGAUCGUCGGGCUUCAAAACUUUGGCUUGAACGCGUCGCCUUUCAUCACUGGUCGAUUGGGCGAGCUCUACGGAUUCAAGCGCAUGAUCGCCAUCGGCUCGACAUUAUCGGUCGUCCUUCUCGUCUGCUCGGCCGUCGCCGUCGACUCGCUCCCGGCCCUAUUCGUCCUUCAAGGUCUGCUUCUCGGCAUCGCGCACGGGAUCUCCCUCCCACUUUUCAUGACGAUCCCGUCACAAUGGUUCUCUCGGCGUCGAGGUCUCGUCACGGGCAUCACGGUGUCGGGCGCAGGUUGGGGCGGCGCAAUCGCCUCGCUCAUCGUGCGCGGGCUCCUCCCGAGCCUCGGUUACCGCAACACGGUUCUCGUCUACGCCGGUAUCAGCGCCGUCGUCUACGUCGUCGCCUGGAUGCUGCUCGAGGUCCGCAAACCGCCGGCGCGAGCGACGCCUGCACGGUGGGAUACCAAGACGGGCAUGCCGCCCGGCAUCUUCCGCGAUCCGGCCUUCUACAGCCUCGUAUUGAGCGUCACGGUCGGCGUCUGGGGCUUCCUCACGCCCUCUUACUUCCUGACGGACUAUACCGCCAAGUCCGAUCCGGUCCACGCCGGCAACUCGCUGCGCACAGCGGGCCCCAUCAUCGUCCUCAACGUCGGUAUCGGCCUCGGCCGCAUCGGCGCAGGCUCGUUUGCCGACGCCAUCGGCCCGUGCAACGCCAUGUUCUUCUCGUUCGCUGCCGGCGGCAUCCUCCAGGCCGGCAUGUGGUCGCACGUCACAUCUUUCGAAGGCAUCAUGGCGUUCUCCGUCUUGUACGGCCUGUUCGGCUCCUGGUUCUUCCUCCUUAUGCCCGCCGUCGCAGCAAACCUGUUCGGCCUGCGCGGCCUCGCGACCAUCACCGGAUGGGUCGUCGCUUCCCAGUCGCCGGGCCAGCUCGCCGGCGCGAGCGUGUCGGGCGUCGUGCUCUCUUCAUCGGGCGAGUACUCGCACGUUGCCUCAUAUGCAGGCGCCAUGAUGCUCGGUGGCGCCCUCCUCAUCCUCCCAGCACGCUUCUUGCGACGACCAAGCCUCCUCGCACGAUACUAGAUGUGGAUUCUUGCAGAGCGACCAGAUAGAACAGAGUGUAAAGAUGCAUUGUCCGCGCUCGAGCCCGUCCCGACUUGCGCGAGCGACCUCGGCGCGCGCCUU